Molecule: messenger RNA, 2456 nt
Organism: Contarinia nasturtii (swede midge)
Lineage: Eukaryota; Metazoa; Arthropoda; Insecta; Diptera; Cecidomyiidae
Product: toll-like receptor Tollo
Exons: 1
Coding region: 36-2456 (806 amino acids)
Molecular function (GO): protein binding
Source: RefSeq, a predicted model, not a curated record
UUUUGAAGACGAAAUUCGAGCCGUUCAAGAAAAAAAUGAUGUUCACACUUCUUUGUGUAUUCAUGUUGUUUUCGAGCGUGUUGUGUUCAAAUCAAGUAACAAAUUGUGAGUUUAUCGAUCGAAAUAUCUAUGACGUUCGUUUAUCAUGUGUUGAUUUCACCGGACCCCUUCAGCCAUUGGGAUGCUUCAAUGCUUGUUUCAAGCAAAAAUAUUUAAAAGACAAAGUGCAAGUGCUCAAAAUCGGUGACUGUCGUGGAAAUCGAUUGAAUCCAAUUCUUAAUCAAUUUCAAUAUUUGCACACAUUCAAUAUCUUCCAACAUGGCAUCGAUCUGCUACUGUCAUCAGAUUUAAAUUUUCACAAUUUACACAAUUUCAAUGCAUCACACAAUGAGCUCGUCGUUAUUUUUGCAGCAACGUUCGAAUACACACCAAAACUGACCAAGAUUGACCUGUCGUUCAACAAAAUUGUUAUGGUUGAAAGUAGGACUUUUUCGAGGCUGGUUGAUCUACAAACUUUGGACUUGAGAGCCAAUCUCAUUGAAACAAUCGCUGAUAAUAUGUUUGAAUUCAAUACAAAAUUGGAAGUUUUACGGCUUGGAAGAAACCCAAUCAGACGAUUUGAUGGAAACAUAUUUAGACCCUUGCUAAAAUCAAUCAAUAUCGUUGAUGUCACUUGGCAAAAUGUGAAAGAGCUUGACACAAGCCAUUUGAAAGGCUCGUUAAAAAUCGAACUCAAAAAGAAUGAAGUGAUUUUCGGUACACCAACAAAUAGUUCAAUAUUGCGUUGCCCGAAUGGAAGUUUUAAAAACAUGAACUACUUCAAUAUCUCCGGAAAUGAACAGCAGAACACAUUGAAACUAGUUCAAUUGUUGGGAUCAACGGUUGAAACCUUGGACUUGACCGGAAAUUACAUUGCGAAGUCGAACGAUAACAUCCUUAAUCUCGUGCAAAUACUCGGUAAAUUCAAUAAUCUUACGUAUUUGAGCGUGAGUCGCAUGAAUUUAAGUAAAAUCACUUUCGGUGGAGCGUCGCCGAAGAAAGAAUGGAAUUUAAAAACUCUCGAUUUAUCCUCCAAUCAAUUAAAUUCACUGAAUUUCGUUGGAAAAUUUGAAAAUUUGGAAAAAUUUGACGCAUCACAUAAUCGUUUCAGUAAUAUACCAGCAAAACUCUUCGACAGCUUGCCAAAUGUGACUGAGUUGAAUUGGUCAUUCAACAAAAUAGCGACUUUCGACAAUGAAACAUUUGCAAAACUGACGCAUUUAUGUUUAUUGGACUUGAGAAACAAUGAAAUUCAGUCGAUUGAUAAGAAUUUCUUCGAAAAUAACCCAAAAUUGAAGGAAUUACGUUUAGAAAACAAUCGGAUUGUUCGUUUUGACUGUAAUAUCUUUCCGAUUCUCCAAAACUCACUGAGUGAUGUUCAAAAAUCGACCAAUUUCGAAAGCGAUUGGGAAACACUUGAGGAGCUCGACUUAAGUUGCAUGGAGAAUCUGCACUUGGAACUGGACCACGAGUUCGGCGUCCUUUUAAGAGGAUCGUAUAAUUUUGUGUUUCGUUUUGCCAAGGAAACAUUUCGACAUUUGAAGUAUUUCAAUAUUUCCGGUUUGCAUUUGGAAAAUACAUCAAAGUUGCUUGCAUUGCUGGGUCCAUCGCUUCAAAAACUGGAUAUUUCUGCAAAUUUUGUCGGUGCAUUAAAUGCACACACCUUUGAAACGUUUGAGAAUUUACAAGUACUGAACGUGAGCCAAACAAAUUUAUCAAACUUUGGCUUUGAGACAUUCUAUCAUCAGCGGAAACUCUCUCAGCUGGAUUUGUCAUAUAAUCAACUGAAGAAGGUGAAUUUUACAUUAUUAUUCCGGAAUUUUAAAGAAUUAAAGACAUUAAAUUUGGAAGGAAACGAUUUGGUCGAAUUGAAUACGGUGACUCAUUUGAUUUUCCCCAAUUUGACGUCGUUGGCCAUUUCGAGAAAUCGAUUUUCGUGCGACUACUUGGCAAUAUUACUACUUCAAUGGCACAAUUUACAUCUUGUAAACAAUCCAUCCAACCAGACACACAUCGAUGGCGUUGAUUGUUAUCAUGAUAAAGGUCAAAGUAAUGAAAAACUGUCUGAAGUUGAUAAAAGUGUAGAAACAAAGACAGAAAUCACAACGGAAAUUGAACAAACAUCAACUGAGCUAAUGGAUUCCAGCGAAAAUAGUACAGAGUAUUCGACUGUAUCGGAAAUACAUAUGGAUCACUCGCAGGAAACAAAUAUUGAACAUAAUUAUUAUCUAUUAGAGUUGCGAAUUGUUGAAUUUUUAUUAGUUGUGUCUGUAGUUGUUUCUGUUGGUUUGUGUAUUCUUUUGAGGCGCAAACAGAAGACGAGAAAAAUGGAAUGCAAUUCGAAAGGAAGUAAACAAAUCGCACGCAGCGGACGAUAUGACAUUGAACUAAUUGAACAUGAUGUUUUUAAUGAAUAG